AUGUGGAGGUCUCAGUACGAAGAGGUCUCAGUACGAGGAGGUCUCAGUACGAAGAGGUCUCAGUACGAGGAGGUCUCAGUACGAGGAGGUCUCAGUACGAAGAGGUCUCAGUACGAAGAGGUCUCAGUACGAGGAGGUCUCAGUACGAGGAGGUCUCAGUACGAGGAGGUCUCAGUACGAGGAGGUCUCAGUACGAGGAGGUCUCAGUACGAGGAGGUCUCAGUACGAGGAGGUCUCAGUACGAAGAGGUCUCAGUACGAGGAGGUCUCAGUACGAGGAGGUCUCAGUACGAGGAGGUCUCAGUACGAGGAGGUCUCAAACCCCCAAACAGCCCAACUCCAGUCAUCCACAACCCCUAACAGCCCAACUCCAGUCCUCCAGUACCCCCAGCAGCCCAAAUCCAGAACUCCAGUACCCCCAGCAGCCCAAAUCCAGAACUCCAGUACCCCCAGCAGCCCAACUCCAGUCCUCCAGUACCCCCAACAGCCCAACUCCAGUCCUCCAAACCCCAACAGCCCAACUCCUGUCCUCCAGAACCCCCAACAGCCCAAUGUCAGUCCUCCAGAACCCCCAACAGCCCAACUCCAGUCCUCCAGAACCCCCAACAGCCCAACUCCAGUCCUCCAGAACCACCAACAGCCCAACUCCUGUCCUCCAGAACCCCAACAGCCCAACGCCAGUCCUCCAGAACCCCCAACAGCCCAACUUCAGUCCUCCAGAACCCCACACAGCCAAUCCUUGGUCCUACAGUACCCAACAGCCCAACUCCAGUCCUUCAGAACCCCCAACAGCCCAACUCCAUGCCUCCAGAACCCCCAACAGCCCAACUCCAUGCCUCCAGAACCCCCAACAGCCCAACUCCAGUCCUCCACUACCCCUAACAGCCCAAUUCCAGUCCUCCAGUACCCCCAGCAGCCCAACUCCAUGCCUCCAGAACCCCCAACAGCCCAACUCCAUGCCUCCAGAACCCCCAACAGCCCAACUCCAUGCCUCCAGAACCCCCAACAGCCCAACUCCAGUCCUCCACUACCCCUAACAGCCCAACUCCAGUCCUCCAGUACCCCCAGCAGCCCAACUCCAUGCCUCCAGCACCCCCAGCAGCCCAACUCCAUGUCUCCAGAACCCCCAACAGCCCAAUCCCAAAUCCAGAACUCCAGUACACCCAACAGCCCAACUCCAGAACUCCAGUACACCCAACAGCCCAACUCCAGAACUCCAGUACACCCAACAGCCCAACUCCAGAACUCCAGUACCCCCAACAGUCCAACUCCAGAAUUCCAGUACCCCCAACAGCCCAACUCCAGAACUCCAGUACCCCCAACAGCUCAACACCAGUUCUCCAGAACCCCCAACAUCCCAACUCCAGUCCUCCAGAUCCCAAACAGCCCAACUCCAGUCCUCCAGAUCCCCCAACAGCCCAACUCCAGUCCUCCAGAACCCCCAACAGCCCAACUCCAGUCCUCCAGUACCCCCAACAGCCCAACACCAGUUCUCCAGAACCCCCAACAUCCCAACUCCAGUCCUCCAGAUCCCAAACAGCCCAACUCCAGUCCUCCAGAUCCCCCAACAGCCCAACUCCAGUCCUCCAGAACCCCCAACAGCCCAACUCCAGUCCUCCAGUACCCCCUGCAGCCCAAAUCCAGAACUCCAGUACCCCUAACAGCCCAACUCCAGUCCUCCAGAAACCCACACAGUCCAUCCUUGGUCCUCCAGUACCCCCAACAGCCCAACUCCAGAGCUCCAGAACCCCCAACAUCACAACUCCAGAACUCCAGUACCCCCAGCAGCCCAACUCCAGAACUCCAGUACCCCCAGCAGCCCAACUCCAGUCCUCCACCCAACUCCAGUCCUCCAGUACCCCCAGCAGCCCAACUCCAGAACUCCAGUACCCCCAACAGUCCAACUCCAGAAUUCCAGUACCCCCAACAGCCCAACUCCAGAACUCCAGUACCCCCAACAGCACAACUCCAGAACUCCAGUACCCCCAGCAGCCCAACUCCAGAACUCCAGUACCCCCAGCAGCCCAACUUCAGUCCUCCAGUACCCCCAGCAGCCCAACUCCUGUCCUCCAGUACCCCCAGCAGCCCAACUCCAGAACUCCAGUACCCCCAACAGUCCAACUCCAGAAUUCCAGUACCCCCAACAGCCCAACUCCAGAACCCCCAACAACCCAACUCUAGUCCUCCAGAACCCCCAACAGCCCAACUCCAGAACUCCAGUACCCCCAACAGCCCAACUCCACACAACUCCAGAACUCCAGUACCCCAAGCAGCCCAACUCCAGAACUCCAGUAACCCCAGCAGCCCAACUCCAGUCCUCCAGUACCCCCAGCAGCCCAACUCCUGUCCUCCAGUACCCCCAGCAGCCCAACUCCAGAACUCCAGUACCCCCAACAGUCCAACUCCAGAAUUCCAGUAA
Molecule: messenger RNA, 2418 nt
Organism: Oncorhynchus masou masou (cherry salmon)
Lineage: Eukaryota; Metazoa; Chordata; Actinopteri; Salmoniformes; Salmonidae
Exons: 6
Coding region: 1-2418 (805 amino acids)
Source: RefSeq, a predicted model, not a curated record